AUGCCUCGUGGAUACGCAAUCAAGGACACCAAGAAGCCAACUGACUUCGAGGUCAUCGAGUUCGAGCUCAAGAAGCCUGGAGACCACGAUGUCGACGUCGCAAUCGAGUGCUGUGGUGUCUGUGGAAGCGACCACCACACCAUCACUGGUGGAUGGGGACCUCUAAGUGGGCCCUGCAUCCCUGGUCACGAGAUCAUUGGUACUGUUACCCAGGUCGGCAAGUCUGUCAAGGACCCCAAGAUCAAGGUCGGCGCUCGUGUUGGUGUCGGAGCUCAGGUGGACAGCUGUGGAGAGUGCGCCAACUGCAAGAACGAGAGUGAGCAAUAUUGCGUCGGCAACAAGGAGGGCACAAAGGGAAUGGUCGACACCUACAACUCGACUCACCACGACGGCACAGCCGCUCAGGGAGGAUACAGCACUCACAUUCGUACCCAGGAGCAAUUCGUCUUUGCUAUCCCCGAUGAGAUCGAGUCCACCGACGCCGCCAGCAUGCUCUGCGCCGGUCUGACCGUCUACUCUCCGCUGCUGCGAAACGGCGUCAAGAAGGGCACUCGAGUCGGUGUUGUUGGUCUGGGUGGUCUGGGCCACUACGCUGUGCUCUGGGCCAAGGCCAUGGGUGCAGACGUGACCGUCAUCUCCCACUCUCCCCGCAAGGCCGAGGACGCCAAGAAGCUCGGCGCCAGCGAGUUCAUCUCUACCAAGGAGAAGCCCGACUGGGCCUCUGAAUUCGGUCGAGAGAAGCCCCUCGACAUCAUCAUCUCCACUGCCUCUUCCAACGCUGUGGACAUUCCCGCCUUCCUCUCCUCUCUUUCGGUUCACGGCCGCCUGAUCUUUGUCGGUAUGCCAGAGGACGAGUUCAAGAGCCUGCGCAGCCAGCAAUUCGCCGGCAAUGGAGCCCUGCUGGGUGGUAGUCACAUCGGUAGCAAGGUCGAGGCAUUGAGCAUGCUGGAUCUGGCGGCAAAGGAGAAGAUCAAGCCUUGGAUCGAGGUGCUGCCCAUGAAGGACUGUGGCAAGGCUAUCCAGAGACUGGCAGACGGUGAUGUUCGAUACCGUUUUGUUCUGACGCAGGACCUCGAGGACCACAAGAAGGCUGCUGAGAAGGCUUAG
Microstroma glucosiphilum is the source of this 1107-nucleotide messenger RNA. Its product is annotated as GroES-like protein. Gene Ontology annotation, molecular function: zinc ion binding; alcohol dehydrogenase (NADP+) activity. The transcript has 3 exons. NCBI's taxonomy places the organism in Eukaryota, Fungi, Basidiomycota, Exobasidiomycetes, Microstromatales, Microstromataceae. Gene Ontology annotation, biological process: alcohol metabolic process. The coding region runs from base 1 to 1107 and encodes 368 amino acids. The record is from RefSeq and is a predicted model, not a curated record.